AUGAGGGGCAAUUACACAGAGGUUCGGGCUGCACUCCCUGUAUCCCUGUCUCUGCAGAAAUCCACCGUCGACAAACUGCGCACAUUGGGGGACACGCCAAGUGGCCUGUACCCAGGCGUGACCUCUGGGCAUGAGCCCCCUAACUGCAUGGAGUCAGAGGCCUUGCAGGGAAAACAUGUGGCCCUGCAAGGUACCAAGAACAGUGAGGAGGACUCCAAGCGCGAGGAGGAGCUGAAACCCGUGGAGCAGUUGUACACAGUGCACACCGUGAGGGACACGCUGAGUGCCCUGUACCCAGAAGGGACCUCAGGGCAGGUGAUUCCCACCAGCAUGCACGCUGAGCCAACGGUGGAGGCACAGGUGGCUCUGCCUUGUGCUCAGCACACUAUGCAAGAGUCGACGUGUGAAAAGGAGCUGCAGCCUGCAGAUCACCGGGUACCUCAUCUGGUCAGCUGUGACACGUCCAGCAACGGGCUCAUGAGGGGCAAUUACACAGAGGUUCGGGCUGCACUCCCUGUAUCCCUGUCUCUGCAGAAAUCCACCGUCGACAAACUGCGCACAUUGGGGGACACGCCAAGUGGCCUGUACCCAGGCGUGACCUCUGGGCAUGAGCCCCCUAACUGCAUGGAGUCAGAGGCCUUGCAGGGAAAACAUGUGGCCCUGCAAGGUACCAAGAACAGUGAGGAGGACUCCAAGCGCGAGGAGGAGCUGAAACCCGUGGAGCAGUUGUACACAGUGCACACCGUGAGGGACAGGCUGAGUGCCCUGUACCCAGAAGGGACCUCAGGGCAGGUGAUUCCCACCAGCAUGCACGCUGAGCCAACGGUGGAGGCACAUGUGGCUCUGCCUUGUGUUCAGCACACUAUGCAAGAGUCGACGUGUGAAAAGGAGCUGCAGCCUGCAGAUCACGGACCAAUGUUCAGUCAGUGUUUCUCCCUCAUCCCCGGGGAGAGGGAGCACCGAGCAGAGAGAGUUGGAGGCCCUAGGGACAAUGUUUCAGAGGUUGUGCUUCCCACGCUCCUGAGCGGGUACCUCACCUGGUCAGCUGUGACACGUCCAGCAACGGGCUCAUGA
Molecule: messenger RNA, 1074 nt
Organism: Erinaceus europaeus (western European hedgehog)
Lineage: Eukaryota; Metazoa; Chordata; Mammalia; Eulipotyphla; Erinaceidae
Exons: 5
Coding region: 1-1074 (357 amino acids)
Source: RefSeq, a predicted model, not a curated record